This is a messenger RNA of Capsicum annuum, 1608 nucleotides long. Its product is annotated as putative ALA-interacting subunit 2. NCBI's taxonomy places the organism in Eukaryota, Viridiplantae, Streptophyta, Magnoliopsida, Solanales, Solanaceae. The transcript has 9 exons. The record is from RefSeq and is a predicted model, not a curated record. The coding region runs from base 255 to 1310 and encodes 351 amino acids. Gene Ontology annotation, cellular component: plasma membrane; endoplasmic reticulum; Golgi apparatus.
CGAAACGUAUAUAUGCGUAUCACCCACUGUGCUUUUCUUCAGUCUUAAGCAAUCGAUCAUAUUACUAACUUCUAUUCACAAUCAUCCGAUUCCCAUUCUCCAUUUUUUUCACCGUAUAAAUUCGAAAUCGCAGUUAUACAACCAUUGUACCAGUUCAAUUUUCCAAAAUACCUGGUUCACAGCUGCAGGUUCUUGAGUAGAGUUUCAACUGGCGUUUCUAUCAUUGUUUAUGGGAUCCUGACUAAUUUGAUUGAAUGGAUGUGGAAGGAUCAAGUACAUUGUCAGGAAAUGGUGCACAAUCUGUAGAAUCUCGUUCACGUCCAGUUCGACGACAUUUGGAUGAUGCUGUAUAUCAGUUUACACAACAAAACCUCCCAGCAUGUAAACCUGUCCUGACACCAGCAUGGGUCAUUUCAAUGUUUAUGUUAAUAGGUGUCAUUUUUAUUCCAAUUGGACUUCUCUGUCUUUAUGCUUCUGAAAGUGUUAUAGAGAUUGUUGACAGAUAUGAUACAGAUUGUGUGCCAGAUAAUUUCAAGAGCCAAAAAGUUGCUUACAUCAAAGAUAGCUCAGUUACCAAAAAUUGUACACGUUAUUUAAAGGUCCCCAAAUAUAUGAAAGCUCCAAUUUACAUCUAUUAUCAACUCGAUAACUAUUACCAGAACCACAGAAGAUACGUCAAAAGCAGAAGUGAUAAACAGCUUUUACAUGGAUUAAAGUACAAUGAUACGAGUUCUUGCAACCCCGAAGGCGAAAACAAUGGUCUCCCAAUUGUUCCUUGUGGUUUGAUUGCCUGGAGCUUGUUUAACGACACAUAUUCCUUCUUCCGUGGGGAAUAUGCUAUAAAAGUCAACAGGAAAAAUAUUGCUUGGAGGAGUGAUCGUGAACACAAAUUUGCGAAGGACGUUUAUCCAAUCAAUUUCCAGAGUGGGUUUCUAAUUGGUGGUGCAACAUUGAACCCUAACAUUCCUCUAAGUGAUCAGGAGGAUCUCAUUGUAUGGAUGCGUACUGCUGCUCUCCCUACCUUCCGGAAGUUAUAUGGAAGAAUUGAAGUGGACUUGGAGGAAGAUGACUUAAUUAUGGUGGAUCUUGUUAACAACUACAACACUUACAGUUUUGGUGGAAGGAAGAAACUUGUUCUUUCAACAACCAGUUGGCUGGGAGGCAGGAAUAACUUCCUUGGGAUGUCCUACAUUGCCGUCGGUUCUUCAUUCAUCUUCCUCGCUUUUGUCUUCUUGUUACUUCAUAUGAAAAAUCCAAGGCCUUAUGGGGAUACAAAAGUAUCUUGGAACUGGAAAGGCAUGUCAAACUAGAAGACAGGACUACUGCUAAAUUACAAAUCCUCUUCGAAAAAUUUGGCUUCAUAACUGAAGUUUAUUAAUGAGAUGAGAACAACAGAAUAUCUUCUCAGUGGUUGCAUUUUGUUCAUAAAUUCUAUGGUUGGGAGUUGGAAUCGUGGACCCAAACAAUUUGGUAUAAUUUCAGUAACUUGUUCUGGCAUAUGCUAAUAUCUAUGUGUCUUUGAUAUGCUUUAACAAAAUCCCUAGCUACGGCUGGCUAACUAUGUAACUAGCUAUUUAGUAUGUAUUUGCAAGAUAAUUCUCGUCUCUA